Acanthisitta chloris (rifleman) is the source of this 1122-nucleotide messenger RNA. It is a transcript of the gene KCTD9, whose product is annotated as potassium channel tetramerization domain containing 9. The annotation marks the transcript as partial. Gene Ontology annotation, molecular function: protein binding. The transcript has 11 exons. The record is from RefSeq and is a predicted model, not a curated record. Lineage: Eukaryota; Metazoa; Chordata; Aves; Passeriformes; Acanthisittidae. Gene Ontology annotation, biological process: protein homooligomerization.
GUCGUGGCUGUGUAUGGAACUCUCUCAGAUCUGCUCUCUGUGGCCAGUAACAAGCUUGGAAUAAAAGCCACCAGUGUUUACAAUGGCAAAGGUGGACUCAUUGAUGAUAUUGCUUUGAUUAGGGAUGAUGAUGUUCUGUUUGUCUGUGAAGGAGAGCCUUUCAUUGAUCCUCAGGCUGAUGGGAGACCUCAGGAGGAGCUGACAGGGGCACACACAGACUGGCUGACACUCAAUGUGGGAGGCAGAUACUUCACCACCACACGGAGCACUCUGGUUAACAAAGAACCUGACAGCAUGUUGGCUCACAUGUUCAAAGAUAAAGAUGCUUGGGGGAAUAAACAAGAUGCUAGAGGAGCUUUCCUCAUUGACCGCAGCCCUGAGUAUUUUGAGCCCAUUUUGAACUAUUUACGUCAUGGACAGCUCAUUGUAAAUGAUGGCAUUAAUUUGCUAGGUGUCCUGGAAGAAGCCAGGUUUUUUGGGAUCGACUCACUCAUCGAACAGCUCGAAACAGCCAUUAAGAAUUCCCAGCCUGCUGAGGAUCAUUCCCCCAUAUCCAGGAAGGAGUUUGUCAGGUUCCUCCUGGCAACACCCACCAAGUCCGAGCUGCGCUGUCAGGGCCUCAAUUUCAGUGGAGCAGAUCUUUCCCGCCUGGAUCUUCGCUACAUCAACUUCAAGAUGGCCAACCUGAGCCGCUGCAACCUGGCACAUGCCAACCUGUGCUGUGCCAACCUGGAGAGAGCUGACCUCUCAGGCUCUGUGCUUGAUUGUGCAAACCUCCAGGGGGUGAAGAUGUUGUGCUCCAACGCUGAAGGAGCAUCCUUGAAAGGCUGCAACUUUGAAGAUCCAUCAGGCCUUAAAGCUAAUUUGGAAGGUGCUAACCUGAAGGGUGUGGACAUGGAGGGAAGUCAGAUGACGGGAAUUAACCUCAGAGUUGCAACGCUGAAAAAUGCGAAACUAAAAAACUGUAACCUCAGAGGAGCAACAUUGGCAGGAACUGACCUGGAAAAUUGUGAUCUCUCAGGCUGUGACCUACAAGAAGCUAAUUUGAGGGGAUCUAAUGUAAAAGGAGCCAUCUUUGAGGAAAUGCUGACACCUCUGCAUAUGUCUCAGAGCGUCAGAUAG